GUGAGCCGGGCGGUUGCGUCUUUCUUCAGUGCAAGAAGCGGUGGUGACAGAGGAGAGCGGAGCGUUUAUGUCCCUUCCUGGUGUCUGGUGUUCCUGUCUGGAGAUCCGUCACAGUGAUCAGUCAGGAUGGUGGUCAACGUUUGUCUUCCACAGUUUAGGCCACACAUAGCCUGCAAUAAGAUCAGUGCGGACGGCUAUGAAGUGGAAAAUCUAAUCACCGAAGACCUUGCUAAAAGGAACCGAGGGUUUCGCUGUGAAUAUUUUAUUAAGCCUCCUGUACACAUCACUUUCACUUUCCCAUUUAACAUAGACAUAUGUAGGAUAAACAUAGACACUUCCUCUGGGGGUCACCCUCCCUUCACUGGAAUGGAAAUCUUUACAGCUACUUCCACCAAUAAAAUGUGUUGGAACAGCCAGGAAUCCGGUCAGCCUGUUAUGGUUGGCCAAGGAGCGGACAAAGAACUAUUUGCUUUGGUGGGUAAAGUGCUACUGAGAAAUCAAAGCAAGGCUACGUUUAAUAACCGAAGCUUCAAGUCUAGACACCCAUUCCAUCAUACCGACAGCGUGAUGUCCUACCAUGGGUCUUCAUGCCAGGAUCUCUGGAAUAAAGGCCAGCACUCUCUUGGCAAUGUCACCCAUCUGAAAAUCUGUAUAACGCACAUAGCUGGUGGUGCUCCUUGCUCAAUAAAGAGGGUGGAGGUGUGGGGUCAGCCUUCUAAGACUUGUCCAAAAGAAGCGGUGGAGAGCGUGUACCAGGUCGCCGUUCUGAGCCUUUCCAAUAGUUUUGGACAGCCUCAACCCGCCUCUCCAAUGGAAAGUAACCACAUGUCUUACAGUAACUCAGACAACGCACAACACAGCCUAAGCGAACUUGCCAAUAUUCUCCAAGAUGUGCCGGAGGAAUUUCUGGAUCCCAUCACACUGGAAAUCAUGAGUUUCCCCAUGAUUUUGCCAUCCGGGAAAGUUGUUGACCAAAACACACUUGAUAAAUGCAACCAAAGUGAAGCAUCAUGGGGUAGAAUGCCAAGUGACCCGUUUACUGGAGUUCCAUACACUCCCCAAUCCCAGCCCCUUCCCCAUCCCUCUCUGAAAGCCAGGGUAGAUUAUUACCUCCUCCAGCACACUGUCCCCGGGUCUACUCUUUUGGGCAGGGCGAGACCAGGGGGACCAGUGACGCCUUCUGCCAUAGCCUUGUCUUCCAUGAAGAGGAAGGUGGAGUGGAUGGAGGAUUCGGCUAAUGACGGUGAUAAUGUAGACACGUUUUUCUCAGCUGUUAGUGGCCUCUGCUCUUCUUCUACAUCAGAUUUUGGUACAAAAAAAAUGAAGAUUGAAGGGGAUUGUCAAAUGUCACAGAUGGACUGCUCAAACUCAGAGUCGAUGUCACACGAACAGCGGCUUACGCAAAGCCUAGACCAGGCUCUCACCUCCGCCCUGGGCUCCAUGCCUACAUACACUGCGAAAUUUAUGAAGAAUCAACAGGGAUUUCAUAUGGAAAGUGCCAGCAGCUCGUCCUGUUCCACAGACUUCCCCACCGCACCAAAUCAAAACGGACCAGUUCAAAGCUGCGCUUCCUGUAUGAAGAUGUUUUCAACAUACUGUAGAACAGAACCUGUUUACCAGCUCUCCUGUGGCCACCUUAUGUGUCGUCCUUGCUUAGCUGAAACACAGAAGAGUUUCUCUAUUGUGUGCAAGAAUUGUAACAGGUCUGUCGCCACCCGCGAUGUGCUGCGAGUCCAUCUGUAAGUCAUACAGACUGGAGGCUUUUC
This is a messenger RNA of Nanorana parkeri, 1766 nucleotides long. It is a transcript of the gene UBOX5, whose product is annotated as U-box domain containing 5. Lineage: Eukaryota; Metazoa; Chordata; Amphibia; Anura; Dicroglossidae. The coding region runs from base 127 to 1743 and encodes 538 amino acids. Gene Ontology annotation, biological process: protein polyubiquitination. The record is from RefSeq and is a predicted model, not a curated record. Gene Ontology annotation, cellular component: nucleus. The transcript is spliced from 5 exons. Gene Ontology annotation, molecular function: ubiquitin-ubiquitin ligase activity; ubiquitin protein ligase binding.